This is a messenger RNA of Diplodia corticola, 1080 nucleotides long. RefSeq names its product aldo-keto reductase. NCBI's taxonomy places the organism in Eukaryota, Fungi, Ascomycota, Dothideomycetes, Botryosphaeriales, Botryosphaeriaceae. The transcript is spliced from 3 exons. The record is from RefSeq and is a predicted model, not a curated record. The coding region runs from base 1 to 1080 and encodes 359 amino acids.
AUGGCCAACUCUGAUAUACCCCAGGACCUGCAAGCCAGCAUCGACGCCACGCAGGUCACUUACAAGCAGCUCGGAACCUCCGGGUUGCGUGUCUCCGUCCCUAUCCUAGGCGCCAUGUCUAUCGGCCACAAGGACUGGCAAAACUGGGUUGUCCACGACGAAGCCGAAGUCUUCAAGCUCCUCCAGGCAGCAUACGACCGCGGUCUCAACUCCUGGGACACAGCCAACAUCUACUCCAACGGCGUCUCCGAAGAGCUGAUCGGGCGCUUCCUCAAGCACGCGCAGAUCCCGCGCCGCAAAGUCGUGCUGCUGACCAAAUGCUUCGGCUACGUCGGCGAGACGCCCGGCCUCAGCACGAUGCAGUACCCGCAGGCGCGCGACACGCGCGACUACGUCAACCAGGGCGGCCUCUCGCGCGCCGCCAUCUUCAACGCCGUCGACGCCAGCCUCGAGCGCCUGCAGACGUCGUACAUCGACGUGCUGCAGAUCCACCGCUUCGACCCCGAGGUCCCCGUCGAGGAGACCAUGGAGGCCCUGCACGACCUCGUGCGCGCCGGCAAGGUGCGCUACAUCGGCGCCAGCUCCAUGUGGGCCUACCAGUUCGCCAAGAUGCAGUUCGCCGCCGAGAGGCGCGGCUGGACAAAGUUCGUCAGCAUGCAGAACCACUACAGCUUGUGCUAUAGAGAAGAGGAGCGUGAAAUGAUCCCCUUCUGUAAAGAAAGCGGCGUCGGCCUGAUUCCCUGGUCGCCUCUCUUCCGCGGCUUGCUCGCGCGGCCGCUGGACACGCCCGAGACGGAUCGCACCAAGGCCAUGAAGGAUCUCCCGAUCAAUGUUCCAGUAACGGACGCCGACAAUCAGAUCAUUAGCCGUGUGGAGGAGCUAGCCAAGAAGAAGGGCUGGGCCAUGUCGCAGGUGGCGUUGGCGUGGAUAUUGCAGAAGGGCGCCAUUCCCAUCGUCGGGCUCAGCAGUGUGAAGAGGCUAGACGAGGCGGUCAAGGUGACAGGAAAGGAGCUGACGGACGAGGAAAUCAAGUACUUGGAAGAGCCGUAUGUGCCCAGGGCGGUAAGCGGGCACUCGUGA